Molecule: messenger RNA, 226 nt
Organism: Pyricularia grisea
Lineage: Eukaryota; Fungi; Ascomycota; Sordariomycetes; Magnaporthales; Pyriculariaceae
Exons: 2
Coding region: 19-120 (33 amino acids)
Source: RefSeq, a predicted model, not a curated record
CAAACAGCAAACAAGCAAAUGAACACGUUCCAGAAAGGAAGGAAGGCAUGGAGAGCAGGCGACCGUGCGCUCGCGCAUAGCUUUUGGGCCACACCUCAAUACCUCACACUCCCUUUUUAAUUCUCUGUCUCAUUCUAUGUGUCUCUUUGUAUUUUUUUUAUGCUUUUUGCGUCUGUGUACAUCACAUACUGCAUGUACGUAGUAGUAGCUCCGUACUCAUUAGACG